AUGGACAGACAUGAAAAUGGGACACAACGUGAUCGCCUUUUAGCUGAAAAUAACCAAGAUUCCGAUGUUAAAAACAAGUCUUCAUGCUGUUCUUUGACUCCAAGCUGGAUAAAGACGUUUUUAAUUUUCUUUACACUCAUCAUAAUGGCAAUUGCCCUUGCUUUCAUUGGACUCGGCAUUUAUUUUUCGAUCAUAAGAAAUCCAUUACUUCCUGUUUUAAUGGGAGAAACGGUUUAUAUAAAUACUUAUCUCUUCAUUGGUCUUGGCAUAUUGCUUGUUCUUGUUUGUAUUUUUGGAUUCGUCGCAAUAUCAAAGAAUAGUCCACCAAUGUUGAAACUGUAUGCCAUUGUCUUGGCCAUCGCGCUCAUAUUACAUCUCUGUGUUGCUACUGCAGCCUUACUUUAUUACCAUUUUGGAAUGCAAUGGAAUGCCGAAGCACUCUCUAACAUAAUGAAAAACGAAUAUCACUUGCAAGAUAACGAUGUCACUCGGGCGGUUGAUGAGCUCCAAAAGCAGUACAAAUGCUGUGGUUCCCGGAAUUAUCAUGAUUGGCAAUGGUCCGGAUUCGAAAAUAAUUCUAAAUUGGUAACUAGGGAGAACUCCAGUAAGCCUUCAAUUGUUCCCAACUCUUGUUGUAUUGGAUUUUAUCCAGAAUGCGGGAAACUUACUCAUCCUUCAAAUAUUUACUACAAGUACCCUGUUGAAGUCAAAUAUUAA
Messenger RNA from Rodentolepis nana, 717 nucleotides. The record is from the annotation of a GenBank genome assembly. Lineage: Eukaryota; Metazoa; Platyhelminthes; Cestoda; Cyclophyllidea; Hymenolepididae.